Molecule: messenger RNA, 1392 nt
Organism: Pseudomyrmex gracilis
Lineage: Eukaryota; Metazoa; Arthropoda; Insecta; Hymenoptera; Formicidae
Product: phosducin-like protein
Exons: 3
Coding region: 514-1371 (285 amino acids)
Biological process (GO): regulation of G protein-coupled receptor signaling pathway
Source: RefSeq, a predicted model, not a curated record
GGGACAGAAUAGAAAAGCGAUAACAGUUAAACUGCGUUUUCAGUCUUUUCUCCAUCUGUUUUUGUCAUAACAGAAUCAUUUGUGUAAAAGAAGUACGUAUUAACCUCAUUUAAACUAAAAAAGUUCGAUCAAAGUGCAGCGAAAGUUUUCGCACCUUUGCUGGGUGCGAAAGAUUUCAAAUAUAGAGUUAAUAGUGCGAUGAAAACGGACUUGAUCAACCUUGCAUAGACACGUUAAAAAACACUAAACAAAUAAAUAAAAUAAAUACAUCAGUGUGUUAAUAAAAACUGAAACUGGCUAUCUUAUUUAAUUAAAACUUCUUUAGAUUUAUAAAUAUAUAUAUAUAUAUGUCAAUUAAAUAAGUUUAUUCAAUAAAUGUCUGCUUAUAUAUGUACAUUUAGGUGGUUCUUGCAUAAUGCGCAAUAAAAUGCUUUAAUAGAUCACAUCUUAUGUACAUAUAAUUCUCUCUUCAUUGCUUUAUAAACAUUCAAUUUUCAAAUUCUAAAACCAAUCAUGUCAACAUUAGAAGAUAAAGUGGAAGAGCUUUUUCUGGGUACAAAGUUGCAGAAUUAUUGUAGUUCUAGUGAAGAUGAAAAUGAUUCUGACACAGGAGAGUCUGAUAAAGAAUACGAAGAUACAAAUUGUAAUCAAAAUACUGCACAGUACAUUCCAUCUUCAUAUUCCCAGUGGGAUGGGACCUCAAGUAACACAGGGCCUAAGGGUGUUAUGCAGGAUUGGCGACAGUAUAAACAUUUGGAAAAGGAAAAGCAAAAGUCACAAGAGAGGGAAAAGUUGCAGAUGAUAAAGAAACUGAGUUUAACAUGUCGCAGUGCUUUAGAUGAAGAAAAAGAGAAACUAAGUGAAACAGAUCCAGAUUUGGCAAAUUUACUUGCCGAUGAGUUUCUAUUGGAAUAUCAAAGACAAAGAAUGAAGGAGAUGCUUGCAACAGCAGAAAAACUCCGCUUUGGGAAAGUCAUUGAUUUGGAGAAUACAAAUCAGUUUCUGGAGGCAAUUGAUGAAGAAGAUGAAUCUGUGACUAUUAUUGUCCACAUUUAUGAGCACAAAAUAUCUGGUUGUGAGGCUAUGAAUGGAUGCUUGAUUUCUCUUGCAGAAGAAUAUCCUUACAAGAAGUUUUGCAAAAUUUUAGGGUCAACUGCAGGUCUUAGUAAACAAUUUAAAACGUUUGCUGUUCCAGCAUUGUUGGUUUACAAAAAAGGUCAGCUUAUAGGAACUUUUUUGAAUAUGACAAAUACUCUAGGAACAGACUUUUAUUCAUCAGAUGUAGAGGCAUUUCUCAUUGAGCAUGGAAUACUCACUGAUAAAACUUGCGUACCUCUUAUUCUGAAGAAUGAGAGCACAGACUCUGAAUAGCAAGUAAAACAAACAAGUGAU